This is a messenger RNA of Rhodamnia argentea, 998 nucleotides long. Its product is annotated as 2-phytyl-1,4-beta-naphthoquinone methyltransferase, chloroplastic. NCBI's taxonomy places the organism in Eukaryota, Viridiplantae, Streptophyta, Magnoliopsida, Myrtales, Myrtaceae. The transcript is spliced from 8 exons. The record is from RefSeq and is a predicted model, not a curated record. Gene Ontology annotation, biological process: phylloquinone biosynthetic process. Bases 45 to 824 code for a protein of 259 amino acids. Gene Ontology annotation, molecular function: 2-phytyl-1,4-naphthoquinone methyltransferase activity.
AAAGAGAGAGAGAGAGAGAGAGAGAGAGAGAGAGAGAGAGAGAAAUGGCUUCAUCUUUUCAUUUCUCUGCUCCCUAUCUUCACGGCGCUCGCCUGAGCCAUGACCGGCGCGCUCGCGGCGCAAUUCAGUGCUCAAGCGAACGCCAGGCCCUGUUCGGUCGUAUUGCUCCGGUCUACGAUAACUUAAAUGACUUGUUGAGCUUGGGUCAGCAUCGAAUUUGGAAGCGCAUGGCCGUGUCGUGGAGCGGAGCGAAAAUGGGAGAUUGUGUGUUGGAUUUGUGCUGUGGGAGUGGCGAUUUGGCGUUCCUCCUGUCUGAGAAAGUUGGUCCCCAUGGCAGGGUCACUGGUCUUGAUUUCUCCAGGGAGCAGUUGUCUGUUGCUUCAUCCCGGCAACAUUUGCGGGCGAAGGCUUGCUAUAAGAACAUAGAGUGGGUGGAAGGCAAUGCCCUUGAAUUGCCAUUUCCUGGGAGUUACUUUGAUGCAAUCACAAUUGGUUAUGGGCUAAGGAAUGUGGUGGAUAAACCCAAAGCCAUGCGAGAGAUGUAUCGAGUUGUGAAACCAGGGUGUAGAAUAUGUGUUCUUGACUUCAAUAAAAGUACUCACCCAUUAACAACCUCAUUUCAGGAAUGGAUGAUCGACAACGUUGUUGUCCCUGUGGCAACUGGCUAUGAGCUGGGAAAGGAAUAUGAGUACUUGAAGAGCUCGAUUAAUGAAUUUUUGACAGGUAAGGAGUUGGAGAAACUUGCUUUAGAAUCUGGAUUUUCUAAUGGCAAGCACUAUGAAAUCAGCGGAGGCCUCAUGGGGAUCUUGGUUGCAACUCGUUAGAGCGAGCGAUAUGUACUGUCUAAUGUCCAUUGGAAAGCUCCUGACAAUUUUACCCAAAAAGCUUUUCACGUGGCUUUUUGUUUUUUCGUAUGGUGAUGUUAUAAAAUUUGAAUCUAUUCUUCAACCUCCAAAAGUUUGCUAUUGUUUUUUCAUUAAUGUAAUUUCUGCAGUAAA